CGCCUUUGUGGCGCGUUCGGUUCGCUCCCACUUCCGUCCAUGGCGAUCCUCGGCAUCGGCGUCGACGUGGUCCAUGUGCCGCGGAUACUCGCCCUCAUACAGCGCAGGGGACCCGAACCUUUUGCAGCGAGGAUCCUCAGCUCUCUAGAAAUGCAGGAUUGGCGCGCUUUGCGCUCGAGCGACUUGCUCGUCCAGGCCAGGUUUCUUGCGGUCAGGUGGAGUCUAAAAGAAGCAGGAUACAAGGCCCUGUAUCCUGCAGAUAUGCCGACCUGGAAAGAGUUCUCUGUCCUACGACAUGUCAAGAAACCUGUCUUGUUAUACAAGCCGAAGGGUGUCUCAGCCACCGCGCAAGCGGCCUUUCAUUGUUCGGUCAGCCAUGAUGGGGGUUAUGUCUUCAGUACUGUCUUGGUCGAACAGUGUUGAAGCAUAUUGAUGACUUUAUCAUCACU
This is a messenger RNA of Phanerochaete carnosa HHB-10118-sp, 449 nucleotides long. RefSeq lists its product as uncharacterized. The record is from RefSeq and is a predicted model, not a curated record. NCBI's taxonomy places the organism in Eukaryota, Fungi, Basidiomycota, Agaricomycetes, Polyporales, Phanerochaetaceae. The coding region runs from base 40 to 423 and encodes 127 amino acids. The transcript is spliced from 2 exons. Gene Ontology annotation, molecular function: holo-[acyl-carrier-protein] synthase activity; magnesium ion binding. Gene Ontology annotation, biological process: fatty acid biosynthetic process.